This is a messenger RNA of Perkinsus marinus ATCC 50983, 432 nucleotides long. RefSeq lists its product as hypothetical. Bases 1 to 432 code for a protein of 143 amino acids. The record is from RefSeq and is a predicted model, not a curated record. Lineage: Eukaryota; Perkinsozoa; Perkinsida; Perkinsidae. The transcript has a single exon.
AUGGACUUGACUCUCUCAGAUAAGAGUGAAGCCGCGCCAGAGACCGGUACGGUAAAGUCUGGUGAACAUGGUUAUAGGACAAGUGAAGCAGAGGUUACAUGCCACAGUGGAGCUACCGGAGAAAUCCGCCAAGCCUCUACUGCCAAGCUUGCGAAUACCUCAAGCCAGUCGAUUCUUGAGGGAUCCAAAUACAGCUUAUUGGAUCCUCCUGGCCGGCAGUUCAAAGUCAGAAGUCCGACACCCUCGUUGACGAGGUCGUUCCGAGAAAAGAUAUCCAGCCCGAAGUCCAUCGACUAUAAAAGGGAAUUCGUGAUUGAUCAGUUCCGGAUCGAAAUGGACAAGUUGAAAUCUGAUAUGGAGGUGCGCACGAUCGCUCUAAUGCUGAGUGCCGAACGGCAGUCUGAGUCUGCUGAUGCUUCCUCAGAUGAAUAA